GGUGUAUCCAAUAAAUUAGGAGCUCCUGAGACCUUUCUGCGCACAGGUGAAGUGCUGGAUGCGCGUAAAGGGACCGCGCCUCCUCGGUAGACGCACCACUUGAUUAGGAUAAACCCGGAGCGACUUGAAAACCCUGUUUGGAAUCGGAUUGAUGCCUUCAUGUCGGCUGUCAAGGCUUUGAGGAACUGCAGCAAAGGUAAUUAACACGUGAAAGCAAUUUAGCAAAUAUAACACAUUUUUAAUAGUGAACAAAAUGCAAAAGCAACAUAUUUCAAACACACUUUCUAAUCUGAUCCUUCAGGUUUUUAAAAGUUGUUGGACUGCAGACGAACCGGGAUGGACAGCGGAAACGGCUCAGGAGCGGUGCUGGAUGACAGCCCUUCGUCCAGUCCGAGCUCCAGUCCCAGUCCGGACGGGCGCCGUCGGGAGCUCCAGCGGGUCAGGGUGCUGCAGGCCGCCGGGCUCGGUGGCAGGGGACGCCCGGCGGCGGCCAACGCAGCCCGGGAGAGGAGCCGAGUUCAAACCCUGAGGAACGCCUUCCUGGAGCUACAGAGGACUUUGCCGUCCGUGCCACCGGACACUAAGCUGUCCAAACUGGACGUGUUGAUACUGGCCACCACCUACAUCGCUCAUUUAACCCGAACACUGCAGGAGGAAGGCACCGAGGAGGGAGAGAGCACAAAACAAACAGAGGCGUUACACUCACUCAAAGGCGAAGGAUACCUGCACCCAGUCAAGAAAUGGCCAAUGCGAUCCAGACUGUACGUGGGAGCGAGCGGACAGUUCCUGAACGCAUCUAAUCCGUCUGAGUCAGAGAAUCAAGGCCCAUCAACGUCCACGUCCCACUAAAAUCUUUCUCCGUGUCCAAUUUGCAUGAGUCGGUCUGCAGACAGCAGCAUGCGCCUUAUGGUUGUAGAACAAUUAGAUUUUUCUUCCGUUAAACUCUAUACUACACAUGAAGACAUUGUAAAUUAAUAUAUUAUGUGAAUUUUAGUGUACAAAUUUUAAAUAAGCAUAAGUUUGUUUUUUUGUUUGUUUGUUUGUUUGUUUUUUGGUGCUGCAGUUCCAUACAUGUCUGACAUUUGUAGAAAUUCCGCGCGGUCAUGAAGCCGUCAUGCUUGAGGAGUGCACUUUCAGUUAAAACAUUUGCACUAAAACGCACGUGUGAAUAACUAAACAUCUGUCAUGUGAAGUGGUCUGUCAGAGAGGCAACAAUGGAGGCUGCCCAUCUCAUGUUCCUUCCUAUUUUGACAUGCAUGUUCCGAAAUGUGUUUGUGAAUAAAUGGCUUCAGUGAAACAAC
Molecule: messenger RNA, 1301 nt
Organism: Thalassophryne amazonica
Lineage: Eukaryota; Metazoa; Chordata; Actinopteri; Batrachoidiformes; Batrachoididae
Product: transcription factor 24-like
Exons: 2
Coding region: 337-849 (170 amino acids)
Biological process (GO): regulation of transcription by RNA polymerase II; developmental process
Molecular function (GO): RNA polymerase II transcription regulatory region sequence-specific DNA binding; protein dimerization activity; DNA-binding transcription factor activity, RNA polymerase II-specific
Source: RefSeq, a predicted model, not a curated record